UCGUUCACGCCCUGACCUUCAAACCCUCAUUUGAAUUUUCCCGUGCAUGAAAAACACCUUUGAAACCCUAACCGGUGGCUUGAAACCCUAAUUUGAAACCUUAGCCUUGACCUGAAAGCCCAACCAACGUCAGAAACCCAAAUGGUAAAAAAAUCCUGGACCUUAACUCGACGUCCUACCAGUAUCUUGAAAUACUUUAAAACCCUAUCCGUCGUUUGGAACCCAGUUUGAAACUGUAGCCUUGCCUUGAAACCCUACUGCGACACCUUGUUUGAAACCCUAACCUGGACUUCAACCCACCUUUGACACAGCGUUUGCGCUUGAUACCCAACUAACAUGGCCUCCCCAAGAGACUCCCUGCCUCCACCAAUCACAACAGAGCUCGCUGAUGACAUGUAAAUCAUUGGUAGUCACGUCCGGCCCACAUGCACCAAUCAGAAUCAGCUCGCAGUGGGCGGAGCCACGUCAGCGUACUGGCUUGCUUCCCGACCAGUGAGGCGAGAGAGGUGGCCGUUGCCGUGGUAACAGCCCUGGGCGCCAACCUGGGAACCCCCACCGGCAGGAGCCCGCUGCGCACGGAAGCGCAGGUGAAGUGGACUCUGGAGGUUUUGCGCUUCGGUCUGAGCCUCCCGCUGGACUGCGCCACGCUGCGUGCGUGCGUGGACAUUUACGCCCACUGGAUGACGGUUCUGGUGUCCCCGCGAGACUCCAUCCCGCCGCCGGUCGUCAAGGAGCCCAACGUUUACGUCCAGAAGAUCCUCAGACACCUGCGCGCCUUGUUCCUGCCCAGGUCGGAGCGAUCCGCUCCGGAGUACGCGUCCGUCUGCCAGCGGGUGCUGUGUGCAGUUCAGCUGCUGGCCAGAGAGGGCGCUGGCGUGAGCGGGGACACCUGGGAGAUGCUGCUUCACUUCCUGCUCUGCGUCAACCAGUCGGUGCUGGCCACGCCCACCUCAGCACCCUCAUGUCAGCAGGUGUCCGUGUCAUCCGUGGAGGUCCUGUUCCAGGUUAGUCUGGUGUCCUGUGCCCGUUGUUUCCCUCCUCGGUCCUUGUGGCUGUCGUGGAGACAGAUGAUGACCACGUGGAGGUUUCAGCCCGCCGUACUGGACCAGUGGACACGGGUAGUCUCCGCUCUAACGUCCAGGUCGCUGCGCCUGAGUUUCGGUCCUGCCUUCCCUCGGUUUAAGGUCGCGGAUGAGGACGCCGCGCUGAUCCCUGAAGACAUGGACCACCAGGUCACCCUCCAGACCUGGCUCAGGUUCCUGCAUUUGCUCGGCAAUCCUGCAGACCUGAGGCGUCCACCGGUGGACGGCCCAGCUCCUCCGGGCCAUGAGGAUGUCUUCCUCGCAGCAAUGACGACGAUCAGUAGACUGGUGGACGCAUUUCUGGGUGUCUCCGUGGUCUGCGGAGAACCAGGGGAGCACAUGCUGAUAAACACGGGACUUUCAACCAGAACCCAUUUCAGAGCCCGCCUCCCUUCUCUCGGUGUCGCUGUCACCCGAAGUCCUUUCAAAGACAGAAUGCCCUCCUACGUCCCCUCAGGUGUCUUGCGUCCUCGUUCUGGAAGUGCUCCUCCGACCCCCGUCAACGUACUGAGCAUGCCCAGCAAAUCACCGCCUCCACCGCACGCUCGACAGAAGACAUCAAACAUUUCCAAGGCCGCCGGGAAACCUCAGAUAGGAUCAUCACAAACAUCCCCUUCCCUCCAUCUGUGGAAGUCCUCUUCUGUUCUUCCUGCGUUCUCUUGGGUGCUGUACUCAUCCCCCCGUGGUCCCCCAUCCCCCCUGAGGGGCAGCGUGGACUCCCUGCUUCACGUGUUUGGCUUCUGCCUGUUUGAUGCCGCCCUUGUUGGCAAAGACUCUGCUCCUAGUGAGUGCUGGGAAGAUGGGCGAGCUGAGGCCUGCGGAACACUUUGUCGGAUUUUCUCCUGUAAGAAAACCUCAGAAGAUGUCCUUCCUGUGUACCUGUCCAGGUUCUACGCGGUCCUCCUCCAGGGUCUGCGGGUGUGCGAGGACUUCAGCCCUCCUGUCGUGUCCGCCAUCCUCCUCCACUCAUCGUCGUUGUUCUGCUGUGACCUGGCUGGAGUCAACCUGCUGCUCCCUUCCUUUAUCUGCGUCCUGGAGAAGGUUCUGCUGCAAAGGGAGCUGCUGAGCUUCAGGGCCUUUGUGAGCCCGGUGCACUUGCGGCGGGCUUCCAUCUUGGUGCUGAUGUCACUUUUGCCUCUCCCCCAGCAGUUUGGACCGGUCCAGCUGGUGCCGCUGGUGGAUGCCGGUGCCGAAGAAGUCCCCACAGGAAGUGUCCGGGCCCUGAAGCCCCGCCUCGUCAGUCUGCUCAUUGGUUCUCUGAGGACAGAGACUGACAGUACCAACACGCAGAUGCUCCUCGCGGCCAUCUUGACUCUGGUUCAGGACUGUGCUCUGAUGGAGGCUGCCGGACAAACUCAACGCAAAGGAAAAAUUCACCACGCAGGACACGGCAAGACCAAACGCACCGACAGAUCCAGCCACCAAUCAAGCUCAGCGGCCGCGCUGUGGGUGGAGUUUGUGCAUCUGCUGACUCAACAUCUGACCGCCCAGUGGAGGGACGACUCAGCAGUUUGUCUGGCGACAAUGGAGGUUUUGGGAGGACUGGCCAGAGUAGAGGUGAGCGCGGCCGAGCGGGAAAAAAAGCAAGCGGUCAUCUCGGUCUGUCGCUACAUCGAGUUCCAGUGCGGUCGUCCUCCUCCGCUUCACUCCAGAGAUCUUCACUCCAUUAUUGUGGCGGCCUUUCACUGCCUCAGCAUCUGGCUCACAAGACACCCCGACAUCUUGGAAGACCAGGAGUCUUUGCUGGAGCUUCUGGAGAUCGUGGAGCUUGGCGUGUCAGGCAGCAAGUCCAGACAGGAAGAGGAAGUACGGUGUCGAGAGGCGAAAGAACUGAAUCCCGUCUCUCUGAGAGUGAAGGAGGCGGCUGAGGUCACGCUCAACUGCAUCAUGCAGGUGUCUGGAGCGUCUCCAUUCCUCGGAAGCUCUUUGAACGAGGACGCACUGAUUGGCUGCUCUGGUCCGGAUGACAGCAGCCUUAAAAAGCUCAGAUAUUUUGCUUUGGAUGCUUCUGUAAUCCUGGGAUUUCUGGAACAAGAUCAGGGACCUGAAAAAGGUUCUGCGUCAUGCCCGUCACUCACGGUGCUGAUCCGCGGGCAGUUUUCACGUCACUCCUGGAAUUUCCAGCACCGCCUUCAGCCCAGACAGAAAGCAGUCAGCCCUCAGGAAAGUAGCAGUGAAGCCCAGAUGCAUGCUAGAAUAUCACACUGCGGGACUGGUGUAAAAAAUCAGAUGCUUCUGGAAAACAUCAACACAGUUCCUCUGGUUCCAGCAGACCACAGUAUUCCUGACCUCUGGGAGGGGCUGACUGAGGAGGUGAAGCAGCAUUUGGAUCAUCUGCGAGGAACUUUGGAGCGACAGCAGAGGGUGGAGGCAGAGCCCCGCCAGUCUGGUGCCAUGACAGCGUGUACGCCUCCUCCGCCUCGUCCCGUCACUCACGUCCAGACUGCAAGGCUCUUCCUAUCCCACUUGGGCCUGGUGACUCCUGAGACCCUGAAGGAUCCCGAUAGCAGGGGUGUUCCGGCUCAGUUGGUGUCUCUGGACGCGUCCUUGCCAGGAUUCUACGAGGACCUGAGACGUUUGGACCGCCUCCCGUCCAGAACCCAGGAAUCGGCCUUCGUCUUCUAUGUGAGGGCGGGACAGAAGACGGCAAUUGAGAUUUUACAGAACGUGGAGUCCCGCUGCACCGUCUCUCGUCACUUCCUGGACUUCCUGUCCAGUCUGGGCCGCCCGGCGGCACGCGGACGGGAGAGCGUAGAUUUCGCCAGCGCCUUGGGGCAGACCGGCGGCGGCGGCGCGUUCGACGGCGAUCGCUUCGUCCUCAAGUACGACGACGCCCUGACGGACGUCACCUUCGUCGUUGCUUCGUCGUCAUCGCACGUCAGGAUGGAAAAGCACUCAACAACCGACGGGUCAACGCGCGGGGAGGAGGCGGAGCCAGAGGUUCAAAGAUCGUCCGAACGCCGUCACCAAUCCGAGAUGAUGAUCGUUUGGGUGGAACGCUUGGAGGACGUCGAGACGUUUCCCGUUUGUGAGCUGAACAAGAGCCGACCUCUGAGCUGCGGGUGCGGCGUGCACGCGCUCUUCAUCCACAGUCUGGCGAGCGGACUGUUCCGGAUCGUCUCCCGCGGAAAUCCCGGUCCCGGCAACUUGGGUUUGCUGCCCCCGCUGGUCAGCGGGAUCGUCGUCGGCAGGCGCGGCCUCGGCCCGUUAGUCCUGGAGACGCUGAUCAACGGUUGCCGUCGGCGACAGCUGUGCGGCGACUCCGCCCCCCCGCCGCACGUGAACAGGAAGUACGCCGUCGGCGCCGCGGUCCUGCGGUACGGCGCCCGCCGCCGCUCGGAACCCGACCCCUACGGCGCUCUGUUCCGACAGCUCUGACCUCCGCGGUUACCGCGGCGACGCCACGCUCGAGUCACGUGACCGCAGCGCCUCGCCCGAACCGAAGAUCUCGUCGAUCGUCAGAAUUCAGAAUCCGUCGACGUAAUUAUCAUCAUCAAAAUUGAUUGUCACGAUGA
Messenger RNA from Phyllopteryx taeniolatus (common seadragon), 4597 nucleotides. Its product is annotated as ral GTPase-activating protein subunit beta-like. Gene Ontology annotation, molecular function: GTPase activator activity. The transcript has 30 exons. Gene Ontology annotation, biological process: regulation of small GTPase mediated signal transduction; activation of GTPase activity. The record is from RefSeq and is a predicted model, not a curated record. Lineage: Eukaryota; Metazoa; Chordata; Actinopteri; Syngnathiformes; Syngnathidae. Bases 426 to 4460 code for a protein of 1344 amino acids.